AGGCUUACUGGAAGGCGGAGGCGGAGUCUCCUCAAAGUUAUAAUGUCUACUCUCCUCCUCCUGCUUCGCUAGUAACUCUCAGCUCCGCAGGGAUACACACCGAGAAAACUACUUUAUAAGUCUGAAGUUUGUUGCCAAAGAACUUCGAAACAUUUGUGUCAUCCUGACAGACGCUGGACUGUGAACAGACAUUUAUUCAGCGACUCACACUUGGAUUUAUUUUAAACGAGCGAGUUUGGAAAAACCAUUCAAGGUAUUUCAGACAGACUGACCUCUUCAUGCCCUCGAAGACAACCCUUUGAACCUCUCUUUGACCCCACCUCUUCUCUUGUCUGUGUGGCGCCCAGUGCUCCCCAGGCUAUCUAGAGAGCGGGCACAGCGCCAUGGUAACUUACAGCAAGUUUGACUCCGCAAUGAGCAGCAGCGUCUUGGACUCCAGUAUGCUGCUGCCUCAGCGUUACAAGACUUUCACCUCCAAAACGCAGUACCAGAUGGUCCUUGCCACGCUACACAAGCUCCAGGAGAGUGGCUUCUACUGGGGCGCCAUCACUGGGAAGGAGGCCAACGCCAUGCUGGCAAACGAGACCACCGGCACGUUUCUCAUCAGGGACAGCUCCGACAACCGACACUUGUUCGCCCUCAGCGUGAAGACGGCGUCAGGCACCAAGAACCUGCGUAUCCAAUGUGACACUUCCUCUUUUUACUUGCAAACAGACCCUAAGAAUAUUCAAUCUGUUCCCCAUUUUGACUGCAUCCUCAAGCUGGUCCAUUUCUACAUGCCUCAGAGCAAAGGGAACACUCGCAGUGGGAAUACCUACUACAUUUACUCUGGAGGGGAGAAGAUCCCUCUGGAGCUCAUCAAACCUCUCCCCUGUAUCUUAUCCACCUUGCAGCACUUGUGCAGAAAAACAGUCAAUGGACAUUUGGACAUUUCUUCUCAAAGAGACCAACUUCCUCAUCCUCUGAAGGAGUUUCUCCAGGAGUAUGACGCUCCUAUCUAAAGGUGUUGGACUGAUGCUCUUGAAGGGGCAAAGACAUGAAAGAAACGGGAUGGUUUCAGCUCGGCUAUGUGCGAAGGAACUUGCUGUAUCUAAGGAGUAACGAUGAAGCAGAGUCAAAAGAGUCAAGCCCGAGAUCGUGCUUGUGUAAAGGAGAAGUUUAUCGUACUGACAAGAUGUGUGAAGGUCUCACAGAAAAGUGGGCAUCAGUCUCUUAAGCCCUACAUGGACUAAUCCACUAACAGGGCCAAGAGAAAGCGAACACUGCUGUUAUCUGGUGGUAUGAAAGAGACAGAACCUCCUCUGCCUCACUGAUGACAUACAACUUACUGAAAACUGAAGAUGUCUACAGUCUGAUGACACACAGGUUCCCUCUGCUGCUGCUGCUGCUGCUGCCAACCAAAUGUGCUGUGAGGCUGUCGAGCUCGCACACAUCAGCCUCAGAAAAUCAUCCAUCCUUUAAAGCUGGAUCGGCUUUUACGGUCAGGCUGGCUUUUUUUUGUCAACCUCGGGUGAUAAUCAUGGACAUAUUAGAGACGUCCGCCCAGCAUCCUGGGAUCUCUGACCACGCUGGAAAUUCACAGACAAUGGAAACUUAGAGUAAAAAUGAGUGGACACUGAUGGCCUUCUGGGUGUAUAUAAGCACCAGCCACGAUGGGAAAACAAAUCUGAAUCUUAUAAGAUUUUUUAAGACAGUUAAAUGUAGAAAGAAGAUGUAGUCCUCAUAUUUUAUUUAGAGGAAGGGUUUUCGCCAAACUUGCCUGAACAUGACUGAAUCCUAGAGGAUCUUACUUGAGAGAACAGUACCACUGCUUAAUAUGGCUUCAGGGGUGAGGAAAAGAUGUGGUAGUACUUGUGGCACAGACAGGAUUGCCAUUGCUUGCAAAUGAAUGUAUUAAACACGGUAUCUGUCUUUUCCCAAUAAGGAGAAGAGUCAACAUGUAUCUUAUUUUCAUGAGUUUACAUGAGUGAAGAUGUUUUUAUGAUGUCUUUUAUAAAGAUGUACUUUUGCCAGCCAAACCACUGGCUGUGAAUGCUUGAAGACAUUUGUUUUUUAACGAAGCAAGCAGACUGAUACAACUUCUCACUUAUUUAUAUUUGUAUGAUUACAUUUCAUUAAUUUAUAAUAAAAGAGCACUAUUUUUCUAUGAAAUGAGA
Messenger RNA from Sander lucioperca (pikeperch), 2156 nucleotides. It is a transcript of the gene socs3a, whose product is annotated as suppressor of cytokine signaling 3a. Gene Ontology annotation, biological process: phosphatidylinositol phosphate biosynthetic process; intracellular signal transduction. The transcript has 2 exons. The record is from RefSeq and is a predicted model, not a curated record. Gene Ontology annotation, molecular function: 1-phosphatidylinositol-3-kinase regulator activity. NCBI's taxonomy places the organism in Eukaryota, Metazoa, Chordata, Actinopteri, Perciformes, Percidae. Gene Ontology annotation, cellular component: phosphatidylinositol 3-kinase complex. The coding region runs from base 384 to 1001 and encodes 205 amino acids.